AUUAGCAACAUCAGACGCCACAGAAGGCUCAAGUAACACCGCAGAUUAUGCAAACCUACUUUCCUAAUUGAUUUUUUUCAGGAAAAAUAUUAUCGUUUUCGUUGGACUCUAGAAAACUUUUUAUAUUACUUUUCAGAUGGUGCUGGUUAAUUUUGCAAAGUGAUUGAAGUAGCAUGGCUUCUUCUUCUUCGUCCACUACUGUUGAAGUGAAGAAGCACGAUGUAUUCCUCAGUUUCUGUGGUGUUGACACCCGCAACACUUUUACCAGCACUUUAUGUGGAAUUUUGAAUAGUAGAAGUAUAAAUGUUUUCAUUGAUGACGAACUUGAGAGAGGGGAACAUAUAUCUUCAUCUCUUAUGAAUGAAAUUUCAGAUUCCAUGAUUUCAGUUAUCAUUUUCUCGGAAGGUUAUGCAUCUUCAAGAUGGUGUCUGGAAGAACUUGUGAAGAUUUUGGUGUGCAGGGAUACGCAAAAACAGAGGGUAAUACCAGUUUUCUAUCAUAUCUAUCCAUCAGAUGUAAGGAAUCUAACCGGUAAUUUUGGAGAGGGAUUUAAAAAGCUUGUAGAAAGUUAUGAUGAGGAGAAGUUAAAGAGGGUACAAAUGACAGAAGAACAAUUUAAAGAUAUGGUGCUGCAGUGGAAGAAUGCUUUGACAGAAGCAGCUAAUAUAUCCGGCCGAUCAACAGAAGAGAUCCCAUUCGAUUAUUAUCUUGCAAAUAAAGUUGUCCAAGAUAUUUGGAAGAAACUAAACAUCAUGAUCCCAACUAAUGAAUACAGAAAAUUGGUUGGAGUUGAAUCAACCAUCCGCCAUAUUGAAGAUUUAUUGUACAUUGAGUGGAGAAAAGUCCAUGUUAUAGGAAUUUGGGGAAUGCCCGGUAUAGGUAAGACAACUAUUGCAAAUUGUGUAUUCAACCAAAUAAGUAGUUGUUUUGAGAGUUCUUAUUUUGCUGAAAAUAUUAGGGAAGAAUCGAUGGGUCCUAACAAACUAAAUUCAAUGCGGCAACAACUUCUUUCAACUAUUUUAAAACAUCCUGAUAUUGCGGUAGAUUCCAAAGUAAAAAAAACAAUGUUUAGUCGUAAACAAGUUCUUAUUGUUUUUGAUGAUGUGACAACUUUGAGCCAACUAGAAUAUUUAGUUGAAGAUAUAUAUUGCUUUGGUCUAGGAAGUCGAAUCAUUAUUACAACUACAGAUAAACAAGUACUUCGAAAUUGUGGAGUAGAUGAAACACAUAUAUACGAGAUGAUGGGGUUGAAUGAGUACUACGCUCUUCAGCUUUUUAGAUGGUAUGCUUUUCAACAAAGUAAUCCCAGCAAAGAUUUUGAUGACCUAUCAAAAAGGGUAGUAAAAUAUGCUAAUGGUGUUCCAUUAGCUCUUAAAGUGUUGGGUUGCCAUUUAGUUGGUAAGUCAAUGCAAUUUUGGGAAAGUGCAAUAAAUGGAUUAAAGAGAAUUCCUCAUAAGGAUAUUCACAAUGUACUAAAAGUAUGUUAUGAGGGACUAAAUGAUGAUGAAAAAAAUAUAUUUCUAGAUAUUGCAUGUUUCCUUAAGUCGGAGAAAAACGAUUUUGUGAUGGACUUCUUGUAUGCUUGUGGCCUGGAGGCUGAAAGCGGGUUAAGUGUUCUCAUUGACAAGUGUCUUGUGACCAUAUCACAAGAUAAUAAGGUAACAAUACAUAAUUUGCUUCAAGAUAUGGGAAGGGAAAUUGUCCGACAAGAAUCCACGAAAUAUCCUGGUUUACGCAGCCGUUUAUGGUACCAUAAAGAUAUCUGUAGUGUAUUGAAGGAAAACAAGAUGUCUAAUGCAAUUGAAGGCAUAUGUUUAGACAUGUCUAGGCAAGCAGAGAUCAUUUUCUUACAGCCUUUUUCUUUAGGAGUGAUGGAUCAACUGAGAUUCUUUAAACUACAUAACAUGUACGAUGAAGUGAAUAAUAUCAAUAAGGUGUAUGCUUCCCAGGGGCUUAGUUCUGUUUCCUCUGAGCUACGAUACGUAUGUUGGCAUGGAUGUCCAUUGAAAUCAUUGCAACCAAAUUUUCUGUCAAAGAACCUUGUUGCGCUUGACAUGCCUCAUAGCAAUAUUGAACAACUUUGGUCUAGUGCUCAGCUUGAUAAUUUGAAACAUAUUAAUCUCAGUUUUUCUGAACGUCUGAGAAUCCAAGAUCUUUCAUUGACUCCGAAUGUUAAAAUUUUGGUUCUGGAACGUUGUAUAAGUUUACAUGAGAUUUCCUCAUCUAUUGACGGUUGCAAAUAUAAGCUUCAUAUGUUAAAUCUAAGGCACUGCAGAAGCCUUGAGAGUCUUCCAACAGACAUUCAUGUAGCAUAUUUUGGAAAAGUUAUCCUUUCUGGAUGUUCAAAACUCAAGAAGUUUCCAAAGGUGUCUUGGGAUAUGAAAGAGUUAUAUUUAGAUGAAACUGCAAUCGAGGAGUUGCCCUUAUCAAUAGAGAAUUUAUCCAGACUAGUUAUAUUAAAUCUUAAGAACUGCUCAAUGCUUCAGAGGCUUCCAAGCAAUAUCCACCAGUUGAAAUCUCUUAAACAUCUCAAUCUGUCCGGGUGUUUAAAACUUUAUGGAUGGCUUGAUAAGCUGGGAAAAUUACAAGCGCUGAAGGUGCUAAAAGCAGAGAGGGUCGCUAUUGGAGAAAUACCAACAUCCAUUCUAAAUUUAAGCUGUCUAGAAGAAUUAGACCUGACCAACUGUAGUAUUGAGAGGCUGCCAACAAAUCUUGGUCAGUUAUCAUUACUAAAAAGUUUACUUCUUGGCAGAAACUUUUUUGACAGCAUUCCAGAAAGUAUUGAAUACAUUUCUGGAUUAUCUUAUCUUGACGUGAGCUAUUGCGAGAGGCUUCGAAUCCUGCCUAAGCUUCCAAGAAAAUUAGAAAUUAUAGAUGCAAACAAUUGCAUAUCAUUGGAAGCAUCAGAGAGUAUGUUCUGCAGUCGAACUAUGGGAUAUUUUCCUCACAGCAUAAAAAUUGACUUCAGCAAUUGUUUCAAACUAACUCAAGAGUUCUGCAGUCGAAUUAUGAAAUAUUUUUAUUGGUCAAUGAGUUUGAGGGAGAGAGAUUUUAUAGAAAAUGAUAGAAGUUCUAUCUGUUUUCCGGGAAGUGAAAUUCCAGAGCAGUUUGUCUUUCAGAGUAUGGGUUCUUUUAUAGCUCUGCCUCCAUGGAGAAUUUGUUCCAGUAGUUAUUUAACUUCUCUUGUUAUCUGUGUUGUGGUGGAGUUUCGAGGCUAUCAUAAUAGAGGCCAGGGUUUGGCAGUUGGCUUUGAGUGGUCACUCACAGAUCAAAAUGGUGUAGAGGAUAUAUUCCAUGGAACUUGGAGUGUAUGGGACUAUGGUACUGGACCCGACUAUGUGGAUUCAGAUCACGUAUUGCUGGGAUAUGAUCAUACUUUUAAGUUCUUUGAUCCACUUUUCCCUUCGGAAAAUGCAUAUCGUGACGUAAGCGUCCGAUUUCAUGUUGAGAAUUCAUAUGCUGAAAGACUAGACUGCUGCAUAGUGAAAAAAUGUGGAGUUCAGGGUGAGGCGGUCGAACGAAUGGAAUUGAAACGUUAUCUUGCUCGAGGUAAAACGUUACAUAAGUGAUUUUUAUCAGAGAGUUUUAGCGAAUCAUCAGACUAAGGGAGGAGGGUACCAUAUUUUUGUCGAUUUAUAUGUUUUUGGUGUGUGUGUAUAUAUAUUAGUUUUUAUAUGUAUAUAUGUAGUUAUUGUAUUGAUGUGCAUAUACUUUUAUAUGGCGGAUAAUAUAUGCUCAUGAGAAUAUAUAAAUCUUUCUGAUUAUUGGAUAUAUGUGAAUGUGUAUGUAUAGUAUAUAUGGUUAGUUAUUGAAAUUGGUUAUAAGGUUUCUGUAAAUGGUAAUUUUUUAUGAUGGUUACUAUUAUUUAUUUAUUUUGUUAAUUGUAACUAAGUUAAUGAAAAUCUAAUCAGUUGGUAGGAUUGAUUUGUUUGAAUUGUUAAUUAGUAAUGUUACAGAGCAUAAUAAAAAUUCUUUGGACCCUAUAAAAUAGAGGUACUUUUGUCGUUUUCUUGUAACACACCUAUUGAUUAGAGAAGGUUACAUGUCAAAUCCCUAUUUUCAUUUAAUCUGAUCAACAAGUCAAUUAUAGUUUAGUUUAAGGUUAAAUAGGCGUUCACUUGUAAUGUGUCAAGUGAAGGUAGGAUCUUGAGAGAUCAUUAGAUAUAAGACAUAGAAAUCUAGUUAAUGAGGUAGGUUUAAGAGACCCAGUAGAUCUUAAGGGUCUAGAUAGUCAAAUAUAAGAUGACUUCAUCUAAGUAAAGUAAAUAGUUUAUUCUUGAUGACCGAUUUAACAUGGACCAAAUCUAGGGACAAAAUAGAAAUUUAGCAAACUUUAUUCUAUGAUCUUAUUUACUGAGUGUUUAUCACU
This is a messenger RNA of Mangifera indica (mango), 4369 nucleotides long. Its product is annotated as disease resistance-like protein DSC1. The transcript has 6 exons. Gene Ontology annotation, biological process: defense response; signal transduction. Gene Ontology annotation, molecular function: ADP binding. NCBI's taxonomy places the organism in Eukaryota, Viridiplantae, Streptophyta, Magnoliopsida, Sapindales, Anacardiaceae. The record is from RefSeq and is a predicted model, not a curated record. Bases 174 to 3569 code for a protein of 1131 amino acids.